Molecule: messenger RNA, 813 nt
Organism: Armigeres subalbatus
Lineage: Eukaryota; Metazoa; Arthropoda; Insecta; Diptera; Culicidae
Gene: Arfrp1
Product: ADP-ribosylation factor-related protein 1
Exons: 3
Coding region: 112-717 (201 amino acids)
Biological process (GO): Golgi to plasma membrane protein transport; intracellular protein transport; protein localization to Golgi apparatus
Cellular component (GO): Golgi apparatus
Molecular function (GO): GTP binding; GTPase activity
Source: RefSeq, a predicted model, not a curated record
CAAGUCAAAACAACCACUGUUUUGGAAUAUUGUUUGAGUUUAUUUGCUUUUUCUGGUUUGUGCAUAGAAAGUUAAAUUUAUAAAUUAAAUAAAAAAACAACCUUAUUCAGCAUGUACACACUUUUAAGUGGAUUUUAUAAAUAUCUCACACAAAAAGACGAAUAUUGCAUAUUAAUCUUGGGGUUGGAUAAUGCUGGAAAGACGACCUACCUGGAGGCAGCGAAAACCAAGUUCACCAAAAAUUAUCGCGGUAUGAAUCCAAGUAAGAUUACUACCACAGUAGGACUAAAUAUUGGGCAGAUCGAUAUUCAGGGAAUUCGGAUGAGCUUCUGGGAUUUAGGAGGUCAACAGGAACUGCAAUCAUUGUGGGACAAAUAUUACUCCGAAUCACAUGCCGUUAUUUACGUAGUGGAUUCCAAUGAUCGCGAUCGCAUGCACGAAUCGAAAGAAGUGUUCGACCGAAUGAUAGGAAACGAGUACCUUUCCAGCGUUCCUUUACUCGUGUUGGCCAAUAAGCAGGAUCUGCCAGACUGUAUGGGCGUCCGAGAAAUUAAGCCGGUUUUUCAGGAGGCGGGCCAUUUGAUUGGUCGAAGGGAUUGUCUGGUGAUGCCAGUUUCAGCCCUAACCGGUGAAGGAGUUGACGAGGGCAUCAAAUGGCUAGUGGAAUCAAUAAAGCGCAAUUCCUUUGCCCGUCCUCCAAAAACAGAGGACACAUGAUAAGUAAAUCAAUGGAAAACCGGUGUGCAAUUCUGUUUAAUCAUUUUACCUUCACGUAAUUUAUUUUUUCUCAAGUAUAACGUCAUGAAAGACAAA